AUGAGUUCCUCUUCCGGUUAUGUGAAAGCUCAAGCAAACAGAAAAUCCCCCUUCGCCAUUCAGUGCCCGGAAAGAGUCUGUGGGGAAACCCUGGGCACCGCCCUGCAGACGAGAUCGUUGGCCCGUGGAGCUGUCAAGCCGAGGCGCUCGGUCAUGUCAACGUGCCCGCACCCCUCAGGCAGCUUCCAGUCAAAGCACUGCACCGUUGUCCCAAUUAUAACAAUGAGCUCCUGUAUGGCGAGCAGCAUCCCCGGGCAGCCCCUCCUGCAUGCCCGUCCCGAAAGGCAGGAGCUCAAAGUGCUGCCCCUUGAUGUCUAUGGAGCUUCCGAUAAACCUCUCAGGCCGAAACUGCAUUGGGUCCUCCCAGUAGUCGGGGUUCCUCCCCAUGGACCAGAUGUUGACGAAAAGGAGGGAGUUGGCAGGGAUGGAGUGGCCGCCCACCACAGAGUCAGAGACGGACUUCCUUGGAAUCAUUGGGACGGGUGGGUGGAGACGGAACAUCUCCUUCACCACUGCUUGAAGGUAGGGCAAAUUGGGCCAGUCCGACUCCUCAACCAGCCGGUCAAGGCCCACCACUUGGUCAAUCUCGUUCUGGGCCUUCCUCAGCACAUCCGGGUUGUUGAUGAGCUCUGCUAUGGCCCACUCAGUCGCAAUGGCUGUUGUGUCCGCAAAAGAAAGGCUUCUUUGAAUGGUGCCCCCUUCAAAUUAGUCCCAGUCCUGGGCCCUGGACCGUCGCCCAGGGGCCAGGGCUGCUUUCUUCCUCUCAAAUCUGCUCGAAUCUCACGACAAAAGAAAAGCCGCGAUCCCUCUUCUCUCUCAUGCAAAAAGCCCGACACGCUCAUCUCUCUCGUUGAAACCCUUCCCGUCAUCAUCUCAUUUCUCCUCUCGCCAAAUCGCUGCUCUUCCCCGUCUAAAGAGUCACCGACGAGUCGUCCUCCCACUGAGCAUCAUCGUGCCAUCACCCAUCUGCUCCGGGACGACCACCGCGAACAGCAACUCCUCCGCGCCGCGGCCAACUUCCUCACGCCGCGCCUGCAACUCUGUCAAGCCGCGGCCAAGCCCUUCACGCCGCGUCAUCGGAUCCCUUCACGCCACGACUAA
This is a messenger RNA of Striga asiatica, 1101 nucleotides long. Lineage: Eukaryota; Viridiplantae; Streptophyta; Magnoliopsida; Lamiales; Orobanchaceae. The record is from the annotation of a GenBank genome assembly.